AUGCAGGUCAAGCUCACACAGGACAGAGAGAACGAGCAGUGGAAACUCCACUCUGCUGGUUCCCAUCCCAACCUGUAUUUUAACCAACUGGAUGUGUCGCAUUUGAGGCAAAGGUCCUCCACCACCCACAGUCAUAUAUUUAAAGUUAUCCGAGCGGCUGUGCUCACUAUGCUGUCUAACGUCCCCUUUUACAUGCCUCCCGUGAAACAUGAGGAGUUUACUAGCAAGUGGAAUGAGAUUUAUGGGAACAAUCUGCCUCCCCUUGCUCUCUACUGUCUGCUGUGUCCCGAGGACUCUGCGGCCCUGCAGUUUCUUAUCAAGUUUAUGGAUAGAAUGGCAGAAUAUCCAGACUGGAAGGUGACCAGUGCACCUAAUGACGAGGUCCCCAUGGCGCACUCUCUCACUGGGUUUGCCACUGCUUAUGACUUCAUGUACUCCUUCUUGGAUGAGCGCAGAAAGGAUGUUUACCUCAAGAAGAUUCGCUCUGAGACAGAGGCGCUGUAUGAGCUCUCCAAGUACAGAGGAUGGGGGAAGCAAUAUCUCCAAAAUCAUCAAACCACUAACAUAUUAGCUAUCCUGACUGGUGCAAUAGUGGUGGGAUCGCACAACGACCCAGAGUCAAUGAUCUGGAAACAAGUGGCUGUGAACUACAUGGAGAAAACAAUGUUCCUUCUCAAUCAUAUUGUCGAUGGGUCGUUGGAUGAGGGAGUGGCCUACGGAAGUUACACGGCCAAGUCCAUCACACAGUAUGUCUUUUUAGCUCAGCGUCAUUUCAACGUCGACAACACGCAGAACAACUGGCUGCGGGAACACUUCUGGUUUUACUACGCCACUCUGCUGCCGGGCUUUCAGAGAACCGUCGGCGUCGCAGACUCCAACUACAAUUGGUUCUAUGGGCCGGAGAGCCAGCUCGUUUUCCUCGACACGUUCAUCAUGAGGAACGGGACGGGGAACUGGCUGGCGCAACAGAUUCGAAAGCACAGACCCAAAGACGGCCCCAUGGGACAGUCCUCCGCCCAGCGCUGGGCUACGCUUCACACGGAGUACAUCUGGUAUAAUUCCCAUCUCACACCUCAACCGCCCCAUGACUUUGGCAAAGCGAGAAUGCAUGUUUUUUCAAACUGGGGCGUGGUUACCUAUGGAGCAGGGCUUCCCAAUGGGCAGAGUAACACCUUUGUCUCCUUUAAGUCGGGCAGACUGGGCGGCCGUGCAGUUUAUGACAUUGUCCAUGACAAGCCUUACUCCUGGGUGGACGGCUGGAACAGCUUUAACCCCGGGCACGAGCACCCCGACCAGAACUCUUUCACUUUUGCUCCGAACGGACAGGUGUUUGUGUCCGAAGCACUUUACGGUCCAAAGUACAGUUAUCUCAACAAUGUUCUGAUAUUCAGUCCGUCUCCCACCAGCCAGUGCAACAGUCCAUGGGAGGGUCAGUUAGGGGAGUGUGCUAAGUGGCUGCGCUGGACUGACGAUGGUGUGGGCGAUGCCAGAGGGGAAGUGAUCGUUGCCUCCUCACAUAGGGACACAAUGUUUGUGAGUGGUGAAGCAGUGUCAGCUUACUCCCCUGCCAUGAGACUAAAGAGUGUUUUCAGAGCCUUGGCUCUACUCAACUCACAGACAUUGCUCGUGCUCGACCAUGUGGAGAAGUGGAGCGAUUCGCCUGUGAAGUCUCUCAGCGCUUUUUUCCACAAUCUUGACAUUGACUUCAAAUACGUUCCCUUAAGAGUCAUGGACAGAUACAACGGGGCGAUGAUGGAUGUGUGGGACGCACAUUAUAAAAUGUUCUGGUUCGACAGCCAGGGUCACAGCCCCGAAACCAGGAUACAGGAAGCAGAGCAGGCAGCGGAGUUUAAAAAGAGGUGGACGCAGUACGUCAACGUCACUUUUCAAAUGACAGGCACAGUCAGCAGAGUCGCAUACGUGCUACACGGGCCGUAUGUCAAAGUGUCCGACUGCAGAUUUAUAGAUAAUAGCAAAAACGGAGUGAAGCUGUCUUUAACUAUAAAUAACACAGAAAAGAUUGUCUCCAUAGCUACGAACUAUAAAGACAUUGGAGCAAGGUUGACGUACUUGGGAUUUGGCGGUCACUGUAAAGUUGAGGAUAGAUAUCAAAUCACUAGGUACGGCCUCGGGACGCAACUCAUCCCUAAGCAUAUCAGUAGUGAUAAUCAGCUAUUUGACAUUGGAUUUACGGUUAACGUAAUUGCAGGGGUUGUUCUCUGUGUGGCCAUAGGAUUUCUGACCAUGCAGAGAAAGUUUUAUGUUUGCUUCAGCAGGCUGAUGCGCUACGCCCUCCUCUCUGUUCUCAUUCUGUGGAUCGCAGAGCUCCUGUUUGUGUCUAACAGCUGUGAUCAGCUUCUCUGCGGGGUAAAAUGGAAAGGUGCGGGUGCCAAAAGUGAAGUAAACAAACAAAUCAGGUUAUACGAGCAGCACAGGUUCCCCCUCCCCACGGUUGUCAUAACGACCCUCCCUGGAUCGGGGUCGGACAUACUCAAGCACCUUUUCUACAACAGAUCGGACUUCGUUUACAUACGAGUUCCCACUGAGUACGUGGACAUUCCCGAGAGUGAGUUUGAGUUUGACUCGCUGGUGGACGCCUGCGAGUGGUCAAGGACAGACGCAGUGCAUGGACGGUUUAAAAUCAUCCAGGGCUGGCUGCACUCGCUGGUGUACAACACCAAGCUGCACUUGCAAAAUAUUCAGCUUGCAGAGGGUAGCAGGGUCAAACUGCCUCAGAGAGUCAGCACCUCUAGGGACAGAAAGAAACGGUCCAGACGGAGAGAGCCAACGUCCGAGCUGAAGAGCAAGCUGAGGGCCAGUUUGGACAGAGAUGCUGAGUGUGUCAGGGAGAUGAGGCGCCAUGUUGCAGAGUUCCCAAAUGCGCGAUUGGUCCUCAACAUGCGGAGUGGAGGCUGGACGCUUAAACUGCCCUUCAUUCAGGAAGUGGUGGGACCCUCCCUGAGGACAAUCUAUUUGGUAAGAGACCCACGAGCGUGGAUUUAUCUCAUGGUUUACAACAGCAAACCCAGCCUGUACACCCUCCAGAACAUCCCACAGCACCUGUCCUUGAUAUUCAAGGAGGAUCCUAUUAGUUACGGGUGCCCCGCUGUCGCCCCGGAGUUUAAGAUAAUUCAGAGGCUGCUGUCCCGCUCAGAGACAAAUCCCAUUUUGAUUCUGGCCAAUCUGUGGCUGGCUCACACCGCAGCGGCGCUGAGGGUCAGCGAGAGCCUCCCCGUGGAGUCCUACCUUCAAGUGAGGUUCGAGGACGUGGUGAACUUCCCCCAGGAAACAGCAGAGACGAUACACACGUUCCUGGGCGUGCCCGUGUCGCCCGAAGCGCUCAAUCAGCUCAUAUUCACCACCUCCACAAACCUGUACAAUCUGAUGUACGAAGGGGACAUCUCCCCAGCCAACAUCAACAUCUGGAGACAGAAAAUGCCUCGAAAGGACAUCAGACUGAUAGAGGAUGUGUGCGGGGGUGUGAUGAAGAGGCUGGGUUACACCAGGUUUGCCAGUUAA
Molecule: messenger RNA, 3519 nt
Organism: Menidia menidia (Atlantic silverside)
Lineage: Eukaryota; Metazoa; Chordata; Actinopteri; Atheriniformes; Atherinopsidae
Source: the annotation of a GenBank genome assembly